This is a messenger RNA of Aspergillus clavatus NRRL 1, 1473 nucleotides long. RefSeq names its product FAD-binding oxidoreductase. The record is from RefSeq and is a predicted model, not a curated record. Lineage: Eukaryota; Fungi; Ascomycota; Eurotiomycetes; Eurotiales; Aspergillaceae. Bases 1 to 1473 code for a protein of 490 amino acids. The transcript is spliced from 5 exons. Gene Ontology annotation, molecular function: FAD binding; oxidoreductase activity.
AUGAUAUCCUAUAUUGUCCCUCUGUUGGCGACAUUGCCCGGUUUGGUGGCAUCAGCGGCCACCCUCGCCCCCCGCGAUGAUGGCCCAGCAGAUUUCAAAGCGAUCUUUGAUCCCGUAUUGUCUCCUGGGGCUCGGUUGUACCUUCCAGGUGACCCGGAAUACUUCAACAUGACCUCGCGGUGGUCCAACCUGUUCGACCCGUCCUACAUCGCCGCCAUUCAGCCUGCCAACGAGAAGGAUGUUCAGAAUAUCAUCAAAGCUGCUAACAAGCACGACAUCCCGUUCUUGGCGACUGGGUCGGCUCACAGUGUCAAGCCAGGCUAUACCACGGUCAAGAACGCGAUUAACAUCGAUCUCAGCUUGUUGAAAAAUGCGUGUCUGGACUAUGAAAAGGACACGAUCACCAUCGGCCCUGGUGUUUUGAAUGGCGAGGUCUACGACAUGGUUUACAAUGUGAAGAAGGAGCUCCCGCUCAGCACGGAUCGCUGCAUCAGCGCCCUUGGCACCAUGAUCGGUGGUGGUCUGGGAACCCUGUAUAGUGUUCGCGGUAUUCUGGCCGACUCUCUCGUCUCAGCCCACGUGGUGACUGCUGAGGGAGAGUUGGUCACCGCGUCCGCCACCGAGAACCCCGAUCUCUUCUGGGCAAUCCGUGGGGCGGGGCACAACUUCGGCGUCAUUACCUCUGCUACCCUCAAGAUGUAUGACCUGACCAACGGCGGGAAUAGCGUGUUUGGCGAUUUCGUCAUCCCGAACGCCCGGAACGCGUCGGCCUUUGAGUUGUUGAAGUCCGUGGACGAAGAUCUGCCGGCAGGUGUCUUCUGGGGCAUUCUCGGUGAUUUCAACCACACUACGAAACAGCCCGGACUCCAUGUUCGCCUCCUGGUCUUCGGUGAUGACGCCGUUGCUGCGCCCCAUCUGGACAAGAUCAUGGCUCUGGACCCCGAGGUCACCUUCUGGAAGAACACCACCUGGAACACGUACGGUGAAGAGACGCCCAUCAUGUGCAACCGCCGCUGGAACUCCAACAUGUACUCCAUGGGUCUCAAGCAUACCGACGUGGACACCAUGGUCGCAGCGUUUACCAACUGGAGCACGUUCGCGGCCGAGCAUGACUGGUUCAAUGGCUUGCUGAUGAUCGAAAGACACUCCGAGGCCACUGUCAUGGCCGUCCCGGAGAAGGAGAGAGGUGUCUUCCCUUGGAGAGACACCAAGAUUCAGAUGGUCUUUGUCAACUACAUGGACGAUCCCAAAUAUGCCGCCCCGCUGGACGACUUCAUCCAGCCAACUCGAGCAGAGAUCCAGUCCGUCAUGGGGUUCGAGAACCAUCACAGCUACGUGAAUGAGGCAUACGGCGACGAAGGCCCCGCCGUAUGGUACGGCGAGUGGAAUUUACCUCGACUGGUGGAAUUGAAGCGGAAAUGGGACCCGAAACGUCAAUUUGGAGCCGGCAUGCCUAUUCCGUUGAGUCUUUGA